AUGGGUCUGACUGUGUGUGUUUGAACAUAUCCGGGAGGAGGGGGCUGGGUUAAGGCUAUAAAUAGUGGACAAAUCCCAAAGAGAGGGAGACAGUAGAGUUGAAAAGAAGAGACGUUAGAGGAGGAAACAGAAAAUUGUCAGAAAGAGACUUGUUUGUGGGAAACUGUGUGACAUGUGAGGAGGCACCACAUAGAUUCUUCAAGGGAGACCUUAUCUUUAUUUUUGCUAAAUUAGAGAAUAAACUCUACCAAAAGAAUAGGGGGUAAAGAAGAGAAGAAGAAGAAGAAAUGAAGGACUUGGUGCAGUCAGUAGAACUAGGGGUCUCUCAGCGAAAAAGACUCAAAUUAUCUCAACCCAAAGUUUGGCUAAAGAAUGAACUUGUUCGUGUGGGACUUGCUGAAUCCCUUUGCACAUAUGUCAUGAUGGUGCUUGGCCUGGGGUCUGUGGCCCAGGUAGUGACAGGACAGGGAGUGUUCGGAGAGUACCUCAGCAUCAACCUGGGUUUUGGCCUGGGUGUUGCUAUGGGGGUUCACGUUGGAGGGAAGGUCUCAGGGGCUCAUAUGAAUGCAGCAGUGUCAUUCACAAUGUGCACGUUUGGCCGCCUGGGGUGGAAGAUGCUGCCUCUCUAUGUUUUUGCGCAGCUAUUGGGGUCAUUUCUGGCGGCAGGGACAAUUUAUGCUGUCUAUUAUGAAGCCAUAUAUGACUAUUGUGGAGGAAACCUGACUGUAACAGGUGUAAAGGCCACAGCUGGUAUUUUUGCCACCUAUCCUGCGCCGUACCUCUCCUUGCUGGCUGGAUUCAUUGAUCAGGUGUUUGGCACAGCUAUGCUGCUGCUGUGCUUGAUGGCUCUGUCUGACCAGAAGAACAAACCGGCUGCAGCGGGCAGCGAGCCUGUCGCAGUGGGUCUCCUGGUGCUGCUCAUUGGCAUUUCUCUGGGAAGCAACAGCGGCUAUGCUAUCAACCCCACCAGAGACAUCGCACCCAGAGUCUUUACUGCCAUAGCAGGCUGGGGUGCUGACGUGUUCAGGUCUGGAAAUGGGUGGUGGUGGGUGCCUCUAGUUGCCCCCCCCAUUGGAGGAGUAUUGGGUGCGGGGCUAUACAGGGUCUUGGUGGAAAUGCACCACCCUUCCCUCUCUGAACAGGAUGGGGGGCUGGUGGAGGAAUUUGAGGAGGAGACUACCCCUCUGGAGAAACAGGGAAACAUCUGUGCUAAUAUAUGUGUCUGAGGCCCCCAACUAGCCUGUAAAGCUAUGUGGAUAUCUGUAUGCGGUUGAAACAUUCCAUGAUGACAUGGGUUAAAAAAUAGCCCAAAAACAAAUUGCUUAGAUGGACAGAAGGACUUUCACAAUAAGAGAGACUGGCUCAAAUAAGGUUUUAAAUAUCUCUCAAGCAAUUUUGAAAUUAGUCUGUUUAUUACUGUCAUCAUCAACCUUAGUUACUCAACUACAGUUUAUGUACUUGUCAGUGACUGCAAAACAUAAUUAAAAAAAUACCAACACGAUAAUUUAUAAAAUACAUAAGAUAUUUUAAACUGUGACGCUUACAUCUAGGGCUUAUUGGUCCUAUCCAUGCUAGUUAAACUAACUACAUAAGGGAAAAGAGGUUGAAAAAUAAGAGCCAUUUCUAUGCAUUGAAGAUGUCAUAGCUUAUAUUUCAUGUUUAUAUUAUUGAGGUAAUAACAGCUGAUGUACUUGGAAGACACCAUAAAUACCAUUCAUUAUAACAAUCAACAUGAGACCACUUACACGAGCUUGGAAACUACAGUGUAUGUAAAGAAAAGCAAACAGCCCCCAUUAAUUGCACUUUAAUAAACAUGCAUGUUUUGGAAAAUAAAAUAGAAACAGUAGGAGUUGGCUUUUCACAGCUUUGAAAGAGCAGCAGCACUACCAAAGAUAAUAUACACAUUCAUCUUUUCAACAAUCCAGUUCACAGCAGCCUAAAGCUAAAAAGUGUAAAUGUGUCUUGAUAAACUGUGUAGAAAUUCCAAAGUACUUCAAUCAAAAAGUUAACAUGUCUAUUAAAUCUGCUCAGCUGUAUACUUUUGGUAUCAAGAGCCCUAAAUGUAUAAAGCUAGCACAUUUUUAUCUGUGAAAUGCUGAAAUAUAACCUGAUCACCGUCAUCAGAACAGAUGUCAUUAGACAAAGAAUCAUAGGCCUAAACUCUAGCACAUUUUUACGUUUGUGAAGUUUACAGAGGGACAAUGCAUCAGUGAGGCACUGCAGCAAUGCAAUGACCAGUGAGUAACUUAGAUCACUGAAGCCUAGCUUGAUGGUUAUUUUCAGUCUUUGAUAAUGUAACAUGUUACAUUUCAAGGUUCAGAUUUGAUUGCACUCUGAAGUCAUGGAACGUUUGAAACUGAAGCUCUGGAGGUGUCAGAUACAGCUCUUUCCACUGAUGCUCAGUAUUGGCUCGAACAUUUUCAGUGUCACUCGUUUUCAAUUGUGAUCAAUUGCUUUCUGUGAUCAUUUGUUCAUCAUUGAGUUUCAAAGUGUCCAACUAAAACCGACAGUAUUAUUUUCAUUCUUCCAGUUUCCUUUCCACAUAAACGUGUUAUUUAGCCAUUUCCAGACUUCUUUUCAAAUGGUAUACAUUAUAUUAUUGUUGUAUGAUACAUUAGAAUUUUAAUAUUUACAACAGCAAAACAAGCCUAGUGAUAAUAACUACAAAUAAAAACUGUGUCCCUUAGGAUUAUUUGUCAUGCGGCAGAAGCACAUAAUCAUAUUUUAUGAAUUGGCUGCUUUUAGUUAUUUUUACCACUAAGUGUCACUAGUUAACACUGUUAUAUGAGGCUUUGAAUAAUUAAUCUAUUGGUGAUGCAGUUUGCUGGAAAGCGUCAGUGUUUCAGACAGCCUCAUUUCUCCACCACUAACACAUAGCAGUGAAAGGUAAACACAAAAAUGAUGAUUAGCAUAAUGUCUCUUGUGUUUUGAAAUAUAUGACAGGCCAAAAUAGUGUCAUUUUACAGGUUGGGGGAAAAAUUGCUCUUACUGCGUGAAACCUCUAACACAUAAACAAGGUUAAAAAAAGCACCUUUUUACAUGCCAUAUUGCCUCCAACAGCUGGUUACCACUUUAUCCCUGUGUUGAGCUGAGGGAAACAGUGGCUAUGUAUCUAUUUAGACAUGCAGCAUUUCAAACUUAGUUUCACACCAUAUGCUCUAAUGGAGCGUAGAGCUGCUAACACACCAAAUCCAGCCAAUGAUGGAAUUGCUAGCUGCUCUAAGCUUGGUUGUAUAGACAGUAAAGUUGGUUGAAAUGUUUCCUUGGGUGGAAACAUUCUCACCGCUUUCCCCCACUGUGUCUUCCUGUGCUGCCUUGGCUCUUUGCAGUGCUCCCUAAACUGCACUGUGUGGACUGCUUCUUCUUGGGGAUGGGUGUCUUGGCUUUGCCUUUGAAGGCCUUUGUAGGAUCCAGCUUGUUGAGAUGGGAAUCUCCAGCAGGAUCAGCCAAGCUGAGUUCACUGCUGAAAGUCAGUGGCUGGUACAGCGAUGCCCACUGCUAUAGAGGGAACAAUAGGAAGAUAGUUUACAAUGCUGUUUAUAGUUAUGUAUUCUAAAAAAACACACACA
Molecule: messenger RNA, 3569 nt
Organism: Sander lucioperca (pikeperch)
Lineage: Eukaryota; Metazoa; Chordata; Actinopteri; Perciformes; Percidae
Gene: aqp7
Product: aquaporin 7
Exons: 6
Coding region: 288-1226 (312 amino acids)
Biological process (GO): glycerol transmembrane transport; water transport
Cellular component (GO): basolateral plasma membrane; plasma membrane
Molecular function (GO): urea transmembrane transporter activity; glycerol channel activity; water channel activity
Source: RefSeq, a predicted model, not a curated record